This is a messenger RNA of Coprinopsis cinerea okayama7#130, 930 nucleotides long. RefSeq lists its product as hypothetical. Gene Ontology annotation, biological process: translation. Gene Ontology annotation, cellular component: mitochondrion. Bases 1 to 765 code for a protein of 254 amino acids. The record is from RefSeq and is a predicted model, not a curated record. NCBI's taxonomy places the organism in Eukaryota, Fungi, Basidiomycota, Agaricomycetes, Agaricales, Psathyrellaceae. The transcript has 4 exons. Gene Ontology annotation, molecular function: ribosomal large subunit binding.
AUGUCUCUGCUUCGCUCACUUGCUCAGCGACACCUGCUUGCAACGCGCCUGGGACGCUCACAACAGCUGAAUGCCCUAACGACGACAACUUCUCCAAGAUUGUCCUCAAUAGCGCCAGUAACCCAGCACCGACAGUAUGCGACCAAAGGCAAAGGCAAAGCCAAGUCAACGCAGAACAUAGUCCCGGGUUCCAAACAAAAAAUCACGGACGAAGCUGCCCAACAGGAGUAUGCCAAAGCCGAAACGACUAUGAAGAACGCAGUCGACUGGUUCAAGAAGGAAUGCGCUGGCUAUGAAACCCGUGCCAGCGGUCGCAUCACACCCGCCAUCCUCUCACCCGUUCGUGUCAAGUUGGGAAGCGACCCCAAGGAUUACCGACUGGAGGAACUGGCCACGGUUGGCGUGCGAGAGGGUAGCACCCUGCUCAUUACACUAUUCGAUGAACAUAACAUGAAACACAUUGAAUCUGCUCUUCACACAUGCGGCAUCCCAGGCGUCGUGCCCCACAGACAAGACAACAGAACCAUCAAAGUCCCUAUUCCCAAACCCACCGUAGAGUCCCGGCUCAGCUUGUACGCGGCCGCUAAGAAGAAAGCCGAGGAGAUUCGUGUACAAGUCCGCAGACAACACUCCACGAGUCUCAAGCGAGGCAAAUUCGAAAAGCAUUCUAUUGAGAUCGAAGAGUUCCAGAAGCUCACUGAUCGAUAUAUUGGUGAAGUGGACAAGAUCCUUAAAGACCUCCAAAAGGCUACAGGUGGCAAGUAGACCCUACCACAGGCGAGGCGCUGUCGAGCUCUUAACGCGUCGAUCACCUCCCCCAUUUCGCAAGCCAUACUCGGAGUAGAGGACAAAACGACCGAAAGCGACUACCGUUGUCCAUUCAUACAUACAAAUCACACUAGACAAGAUAUCAAAGUCAACAUACAAUAC